Molecule: messenger RNA, 1890 nt
Organism: Cryptococcus amylolentus CBS 6039
Lineage: Eukaryota; Fungi; Basidiomycota; Tremellomycetes; Tremellales; Cryptococcaceae
Exons: 6
Coding region: 1-1890 (629 amino acids)
Biological process (GO): intracellular signal transduction
Source: RefSeq, a predicted model, not a curated record
AUGUCCAGCACCAACUCUCAUCUUAUGAAGACCACCCGACGGGGCAGGCCAUUUGUCAAGGAUACCCAUGACCUUUUCUGUACACUCGUCGUCAGUCUCACCUUUGGCACACACCGAAACUUUUUCAAAGUCUAUCCCAACAGUUUCACUACCGACGAUGCCUGUUCAAACCUCUCAUCGCUCAAAUUUUCCCAAUCUACCCGUGCGGCUGAUCCGAAUGACCCCACCCGCAUCAUCACUACCACAACAACCACUACCUUUUCCAUGUCUCGUGAUAUGGCCAAGGGUAUCUGCCAGCACUUUCUGGACUGCCGUCUGAUAGAAAACGCCACCGACCUCAUGUCGGGAACAUUCAAGGACAGAGGUAUCUACAUGUUGACUCCCAAGGGACUUCACAUCCUCGAGCGUUUCGUCAGCAAAAACGGCAUCACCGCCGACCACUUGCUAAACGUCUUUGCUACCCAGCCUAUCACCAUGAGACUCCUACACCUCGAGCGACGUUCGGGCGACGACGAGAUCAUCAUCACCCGCGGUGUCAUUGAAGUACUCUUCAGGCGUUUCAUCGGUCGUGAACCAAACUUGACCAAGCUGAGCGACGACGAGGUGAUCACCCACUACUACUCGAGGUUCUACACCAAGACCCCGCCCCUCCCUGCAGGCGAAACUCUCGACAGGUCUGAGGGUAUCAUCAUCAGGAAGAGCCAGGACAAGGAUGACUAUCACUUCUCUUCUCGAAGUGCCAUCGAGUGGAUGUUGGAUUUCACUUCUGCGACUGGUGUGGACGAGGCUGCCGACGUGAUGGGUCAAUUCGUGCGAUACGGAUUGAUCACCCUUGUCAGUGACAAGGGCAAACCCAAGGACGGAAACUUAGUCGUGACUGUCAGGGGUGGUGGUGCUGGAGGUGGUGCCGGGGCCAUUAUGCAAGAAGCCGAGUUCCGAGCGACCGAGCGCGCCAUCUACAAGGUGACCAGGGAGGGCAUGAUUGCCGCCAAAUGGCACGAACCCACUUCCAACGCCUCUGCUGGCGUGUCCAAGCCCAACCUUCAUGCGGAGAACCCCUCUGCCGCUUCCAAGGGCCGCUCCUCCCAUGAGGUUCAGCCCUCCGUCUCCUUCAAACGCCGAAACUCCGCGUCGGACCGCUUCAGGAGCGACUUUGACCUUUCGGGUGUGCCGGGUGGUGAUAACCACGUAAAAGACAGCCACACUGCGAGGUUGAAGCAGAUCCUCGAGGAACCUGCUCUGAGGAGCUUGUUCCGAGAGUUCUUGAGAGCCAACUUUUGUGAAGAGAAUCUGAGUUUCUGGUUGGAUGUCCAAGAUUUCAAGAGGCGCUUCCAGACGACGAGUUCUGCUGUGGCUGCCCCUGGGUCCAAGAGCAAGGUGUCGGGGCACCAGGCUAUGGAAAAGCAUCAGCAGGAUCUGAUCGCCAUGGCCUUUGUCAUCUACAACACCUACCUCGCUCCCGCUUCUCCCUGUGAGCUCAACAUUGACCACAAUCUCCGAGCCGACCUCGUCUCCUACAUGAACCAAAUCACCGCCGACAAGGAGGCUGGUGUCAAAGGUCAUAUCGAGCCCGGAAUCGGAAACACACUGCAUGCUAGCCAGCUGCAGACUAUGGUCAAGCUUUACGAGCGGAUCCAGGUGUACAUCUUUAGGCUCAUGGCGACCGACUCUGUACCCAAGUUUUGUAAGACUGAGCGAUUCCUCGCUCUUAUGCAGCAGUUCUCAGAUUACGACAAGGAUGACACGAAGGGCCUCGAAGGCAAGGCUGCCAACCUGUCCAUCAACCCUCGUAAAGCUCCUGUGGAAGAAGAUGACCCUGGAAGUCCUACUCGAGCCUACCUCACCAUCUCUCAGGCAAGUUUACCCAAAUUUCUGAUGGGACUCGGCUGA